GAUUCAUCCAGCAAAAGCCAGCAUACAAAACAAAGCCAAUUUGGAAUUAUGGUGGAAUUCAUGGAAUCGCAUCCAAGUUUGGCCAAAGGCUACAUAAAGUGCGCUGAUGCUAAGCAAACUUCCAAGAAUUUGUGGGGACGGCUGACGGAAGAGUUAAAUGGAGAUGGACCACCUACGCGGGAUGCAUCUUCAUGGAAAAAGGUUUGGGCGGAUUACAAGAGCCACCUCAAAGCCAAAGUGCGCAAAAAUAAGUUGCACAUGUCCGGAACUGGUGGUGGCCCUGCAAAAACUAGUUCCCUUAAUUCGGUGGAGUUAAGGGCAAUGGAGUUGUUGCAAAUAAAUGAAGCAGUAGAUGGAAUAGCCGGUUCUCAAAAAUUCGGUGCAGGAAGAAGUGAAGCCACAAACAGCAUCGAAUGUGAGACUGCUCCAACCACUCCGAAUUAUGCAACUGAUUUGCAGGAUCGUGCAGAACUGCCACCUUCUACUCCUCCUUCCUAUUCCCAGGUGUCACCCAAUUGCAGUACGGUGCGGUCCCGAACUCAAAGCAAAAGCAAUCUUUUGAAGAUGCAAGUGUAUGGGCAAAAAAAAUUCCACAAAGAUUGUACUCGCAUUUUAAAAGACGUCAAUUACAAUUUAAAAUCAAUAGCAAAAACAAAUAAGAAAUCUGUGGAACAAAUGGAAGAGAGAAUAGAAAUAGAGAGACAAAAACUUAAAUUCGCAAAAUUAAAACAUGAAUACAAAGUAAAAAGCGACAUGGAGAGAAACAAAAUUAGAAUUUCAAAACUUAGAUUGAAGCAACAGCUGCUAGAUGUUAAUACACGUAGAGAUUAAUAUACAUACAUAUCAAAUAUUUGCCUUAUAAGUACAUAUG
Molecule: messenger RNA, 871 nt
Organism: Rhagoletis pomonella (apple maggot)
Lineage: Eukaryota; Metazoa; Arthropoda; Insecta; Diptera; Tephritidae
Exons: 2
Coding region: 49-831 (260 amino acids)
Source: RefSeq, a predicted model, not a curated record